UGUGUGUUUCAGAGACGGAGCAGUGGCUUUAGAUCAGUGUGUCUAUAUUAAUGCAUGUGAUAUUUAUCGGUCUGAUCUAAUGUCUAAUUACAUUCGCCCGGACGUGUGACGUAGGACGCAGAGGACGCAGAGCCGUUUCCGUGUUUGUCGUUUCCAUGACAACAGGGUUCUCCGUUGUUUUUCAACAGUUUCUAAACAGACACAGCUGAAGAGAACAUGAAGACGAGUCAGAGAGAAACGAGAACAAAGAGCGGCCCGACACCACAUUCAGCAUCUCUGAGGGCCAGGUGUCCUGCGUCCCGUCCAGCCGACCAUCUGAUCCUGCAGAGACGGAAGGAGGACGAGUCCAGAGACCAGGUUCUGGACUUGACCCGGUUCCAGAGGAACUGUGACAUCCAGACGUCGUGGCUGAAGAGUUCAGAGCAACGGUUCCUGAGAGGAGACGUCCAGAGACGAGUCCAGGAGGUUCUGACCCAGCACGAGUCCAACACCGAGCAGAGGAGACGCAGGCUCAGGGAGGUGCUGGAGGAGGAGGAGCAGCAGCUGCUGAAGGAGCUGGAGGAGAAGAAGGAGACGACAGAGGAGCGACAGAACAAGAUGAAGGAGAAAGUUAAACUCCUGAGAGAGAGAAGAGAGAGAGAACGACAGCAGCUGGUGGACGACAAGAUGGAUCAGCUGUUCAGGGCCCAGUGUGAGGAGCUGCGUAGCGUCCAGAUGAGGAGGAGGGAGGAGGAGGUGUGUCGGGAGCGCGGGGCUCAGAUGAGGAGUCGUGAGGAGCAGCGGCGUCUGGAGGAGGAGGAGGAGCAGCUGUUUGUGGAGCUGUGGGAGGCCGACAGGAGGUCCAAGGAGGAGCAGGAGGCUUGGAGGCUCCAGAGGCAGCGGCUCCUGAACCAGGAGCAGCAGGAGGUGCUGAGGAGGCAGGUGGAGGAGGUGGAGCAACACAAGCAGCAGCAGAGGGAGCAGAGAGAGGAGGAGGCGCGACUCCUGAAGCAGCAGCAGCAGAUGCUCCUCCUGGAGGAGGUGCAGCAGCAGGAGGAGCAGGUCCGGUCUCAGUUGAGUCGUCGUCGCCUCCUGGACCAGAACCUCCUCCUGAAGAUGAGACGUGUGGACCAGGAGCAGCAGGAGGAGCUGCAGCUGGACAUGAGGCUCCUGGAGGAGCUGAGGAGGCAGGAGACGGACCAGAGACAGGAGGAGGCGCACAGGAAGGAGCAGCUGUGUGAGGAGCAGCAGCGUUACCGUCAGUAUCUGAGUGAGGAGCAGAGGAGGAGGAGGAGGGAGGAGCAGGAGGAGGAGCAGCUGCUGGAGGAGCAGCUGGAGGAGGAGUGGAGGAGGAGGGAGGAGCAGAGGAGGAGGAGGAAGGAGGCCCAGGACCUCCUCAUGGACCAGGUCCUGGAGACCAGGAGGCAGCAGGUCCAACACAAAGUUGUGUUGAGCCUCCAGAGACGAGCUGAGCUCCAGAAGGAGAGGGAGGAGCUGGAGAGACAGAUGGAGGAGACGAAGCUGAAGGACGAGGAGGACAAGAGACGGCUGAGGCGGGACGUCCUGUCCUACCAGGGGGACCUCCAGGCCCAGGUCCAGCAGAGACAGCAGGUCCUCAGGGUCCAGGAGGUCCAGGCUCUCAGGGAGGUGCAGGAGGCCCAGGUCCUGGAGCAGCGCUACCAGCAGAGGAAAGACCUGGUCCUGUCCAGACCUGGACCCAACUCCACCGGCCUCCACCCCCUCAGGACCAGGUCUCCAGGAGGACUGACCUGGGCCAAGAGAGACUCAGUGGUGGACUGAAGGAGAGGACGGGUCCAUCAGAGACAAAGAAAGACAAAUAAAAUAAAGACAAAUAAAA
This is a messenger RNA of Mugil cephalus (flathead mullet), 1837 nucleotides long. RefSeq names its product cilia and flagella associated protein 53 (gene cfap53). The record is from RefSeq and is a predicted model, not a curated record. The transcript is spliced from 9 exons. The coding region runs from base 217 to 1779 and encodes 520 amino acids. NCBI's taxonomy places the organism in Eukaryota, Metazoa, Chordata, Actinopteri, Mugiliformes, Mugilidae.